UAACGGUCUCGAGCUGUAAAAUUAUCAGUUAAUCCACGCGGUCUGGCAACGCUGCAAUCAGCUGUUCAGCAAACAAAUUGAUAAGAUUUUUCUCAUGUUUCUCGGUUGAGGUUUGGGAGAAGAUUAGGGGUCAAGAACGAGUGAUCGAUUUUAUCUGCAAGUGGGCAGUAAUCAACCAAAUUUACAGGCUUAAUAGUAAUCAGCAAUGGAUGUCAAGGAACUGGAAGUAAACAAAACCCUGCCCUUUGAUCCCUCGCUGCUGUCGGUCAACAUCUCGCUGCGCCAGAUUGAGGAGAUCGCCAUGACGGUGUCCCAGCGCUGCCAUGUUACCGGGGCCAACGAGAUCGCCUGGGCACUGCGAGCUUUGAUGCUCACGGAUCUGACCACCCUAGCAGGUGAUGAUACGGCGGCCAAUGUCCGGAGGCUGUGCCUCCGCGCCUGCUAUCCCUUCGAGCCGCAGUUCUUCGACAAGUUCUUCGAUCGUGCCCUCAUCCCGGAGAUGCACACGGCCGCAGUUUGUGUUUAUCCUGCCAGGGUAAAGGAUGCCUACCAUACGCUCCAGCAAUACGACAAACUCGACAAGGUGGCCAUUGCCGCGGUGGCUACCGGCUUUCCCACAGGCCAGUACGGUCUACAGACUCGCCUGCAGGAGAUAAGCCAUGCCAUUCUGGCCGGCGCCACAGAGAUCGACAUUGUGAUCAACCGACAGUUGGCCCUGGUGGGCGAUUGGGAGGCCCUGUACAACGAGGUGGUCCUUAUGCGCAGUGCCUGCGGACAGAGAGCUCAUUUGAAGACUAUCCUGGCCAUCGGGGAGCUUGGCACCAUGGAGAAUGUCUACAAAGCAGCGAUGGUUUGCAUGCUGGCCGGAGCCGACUUCAUUAAGACCUCCACGGGAAAGGAGACCGUGAAUGCCACCCUGCCCGUGGGCCUAGUCAUGAUAUUCGCCAUCCAGGAGUUCAAGCGGCGCACCUGCCAGAUUGUUGGUUUAAAGCCAGCCGGCGGAGUGAAGACAGUGCGGGAUGCCAUCGCAUGGAUGACGAUGGUCAACGAGACCCUCGGUAUUCGCUGGCUCCGUCCCGAGAGGUUCCGUUUCGGUGCCUCCGGACUGCUAGACGAUAUUGAGCGCGUGGUGCGCGAAGGCGUUAAAAAACUAGAGGAGGAGGAGGCCCUAAAGAACCUUCCCGUGUCUCGGGAGGCAGCUGCCGCCGAGACCUUCUGCAAGGAGCUGCGCAAGAAGAAAGAGACCCAGUAGACGGCGCUUCAUCCUAGCCUUUAAUCGCAGGGAGUGCAUUUAUUGUAGCAUUUUUAUACAACUGACUAAAACCUAUAAACAAAAAAUCCCAUCUA
Drosophila rhopaloa is the source of this 1347-nucleotide messenger RNA. RefSeq names its product deoxyribose-phosphate aldolase (gene Dera). The record is from RefSeq and is a predicted model, not a curated record. Gene Ontology annotation, biological process: carbohydrate catabolic process; deoxyribonucleotide catabolic process. The transcript has 3 exons. Gene Ontology annotation, cellular component: cytoplasm. Lineage: Eukaryota; Metazoa; Arthropoda; Insecta; Diptera; Drosophilidae. Gene Ontology annotation, molecular function: deoxyribose-phosphate aldolase activity. Bases 206 to 1252 code for a protein of 348 amino acids.